AUGCUCAAAAACGGACGCCCAAAGGCGAAUCUUCGCAACAGCCUCGACCGCGACGUCUAUCAGAUCGUGAAGAAGCUCGAGGAUGAACGCACAGCCAACCAGCCCAAGGACAGGAAACGCGCAAAGCUCACCAUUUCGGGUGUCUACGACAUCAUCAAGAAGUCCAACUCGAGUCUUGCUCGGCAGAAGAGGAAACCCUUGGAGGACGCCAUCGAUCGCUGCUUGGACUUUCUGAAGCAGGAACAGUCCGAUUCUGAAGACAGUGAGGCGGCGUUGGAUGAGAUCAACGAGUCAAACAAAAUGGCCAAACAGUGGAACGCCACGGCCCAAGGCGCUGAGGGGAAGAGCACCAAGCGGCGACGCCUGUCUCCAGAGCCAGACGCCGUUAACGGGACUGAGGCCGUCAGCGACGGCUCUGCUAUUACCCCUGGAAAACCAUCCAAGACCAAUGGAACGGCACAGGCCGAGGCUCAAGCUUCAGGGACAAAGAAGGCGCCGAAGCCGCCCAAGUACGCCGCCGAACAAGUCGAUCCAGAGUCUAUCGUUCUCGGAGGCGUGGCAUCGACCGUGGACGAACUCGACAGGGCCAUUUUCUCACGUCUCAGGCGACCGGAAGGUCGUCAACGCCUCCAAGGAAUGCCCGUUGGCUACAUCAUUUCUGGGCCGCCCGGUACCGGCAAACAGUCUGCCGUGCGUAUGCUCGCCGCUAUCAGCUCUACGCCCAUCAUACCCCUAGGAAAGCAUCUAGAGGAGGCCACAAAGUCGCCAGAAAAGGUGACCAAGAUCAUAACGGACGUCUUCGACGAAGCCACAAAAUGUGCUCCAUGCAUCAUCUUAAUCGAAGGCUUGCACGACUACAUGCCCAAGUCGGGCAACACACAGAGUGACCGAGAGCAAGAAAUUGUGACCCAACUCAGGAUAGGCAUGAGACGCCUACGGGACUGGCAGCGGGAGAAUGAACCCGUCUUCGUCGUGGCUACUACCACCAAGAUUGAAACCAUCGACGCCAGUCUGUGCCGGGGCCCGCGUCGUCAACGCGCUGCUGCGGAGCUCGACGGUGCCGGCGACCGCGGCGAGGUCUACGUCAUCGGCACGAGCAACCGGCCUGACAUGAUCGACCCGGCCGUGCUGCGCCCUGGUCGUCUCGACAAGCUCCUGUUCGUCGACAUGCCGACGGAGGACGAACGCGUCGAUAUCCUGCGGACCAUCUACAGGAACGGCAUCGGCGGCAGUGACAAGGCGGCCGAUGCCGUGAUGGAGGGCACCGAGCAGGAGGCCACGGCGGGCAGCGGCCCUGACGUGAUCGAGACGGUAGCGCGGGACCCGCGGUGCAAGGGCUUCAGCGGUGCCGAUCUCUACGGGCUGUACAAGAACGCGCUGGACGCGUGCGUUCUGCGGUACGAGGGCGGCGACCCCUCCCUGUCCCGGGCCGACUGGGAGGCUGCGCUCGAGCAGACGAAGCCGAGCGUGCCGAAUCCCGAGAGCUAUCGCAAGUUGGCGGCCAAGUUGCAUCACCAGAGGUAG
Molecule: messenger RNA, 1524 nt
Organism: Verticillium alfalfae VaMs.102
Lineage: Eukaryota; Fungi; Ascomycota; Sordariomycetes; Glomerellales; Plectosphaerellaceae
Product: ribosome biogenesis ATPase RIX7
Exons: 3
Coding region: 1-1524 (507 amino acids)
Molecular function (GO): ATP binding; ATP hydrolysis activity
Source: RefSeq, a predicted model, not a curated record